Molecule: messenger RNA, 789 nt
Organism: Echinostoma caproni
Lineage: Eukaryota; Metazoa; Platyhelminthes; Trematoda; Plagiorchiida; Echinostomatidae
Source: the annotation of a GenBank genome assembly
AUGCGUUCCGGUGCCUCGAUUGAAAUCCGGUCCUGUUCUGUGAAACUGUUGUUUGCUGAGCUGGCCGCCAUUGGUUUGAGGCAGACCACAGUCUCGUCUAAGGGUCUGGGGUCUGGGGAACAGGGUUGGGACUUGAAAACUUUUGAGUCCAACCAAACUGCUGAGACGAAGGUGCUUCUCAAUAGUUCGGUGUCUCUGGGGUCAAAUUUUGGGCCUUUUAGCAUCUGCUGUGAGAGUCUCACGUGCAAAGAUUUGUCUAUGGAGACACCCCUAAGGCCUAAUAAGGAGCGUUUUAGGUUGGAAAGUGCACAACUAGAACUAGAAGCUGCGGAGGCUAUUAAAAGAGCUUCAAAUGCCAAACGGCGUGCCGCGGCAGCCUUAGGAACAGAUAGUUUGGUUCGGGCUGCAGAGGAAGUGGACGAUGUACCCGUUGGUGAUCAAAUUAGGGUUAAACUUCCCUCGGCAGAAGAAAAGAUUACGCCACCGACGCCGAGAUAUCCUUGGGAUUGCGAACCAAAUACUUCCUAUACGAGGCUCAGGUCGGAUAUGGCAGGCUACAACACUGAUAAGUUGCUGACUCGCUUGGAGUUGCCUCGAUGUGAACUGCCUUGCUUUGAUGGUCAGCGACAUCGGCGACUUGGUUGCGGUCGCAAGUACUUCAUAGGCGCAUUGAUCGCCAAUACGGGUGAUCCUGCUAUCAGUCGACUGAAAAUCAUGUAUGUGCACUGGCUCAAGCUGGAGGAUCGCCCUAGUCACAUAACACCAUCCGUUGGACUCAUGCAACGUUAG